This is a messenger RNA of Clunio marinus, 1108 nucleotides long. NCBI's taxonomy places the organism in Eukaryota, Metazoa, Arthropoda, Insecta, Diptera, Chironomidae. The record is from the annotation of a GenBank genome assembly.
UUUAUUCGUCUGGAUGUUUCAGUAUUUUUAAAGAGUGGCAACUUAGAUGUUCUGGUAAUAAAAGUUGAAUAAAAAGUGACACAAUGACGAAAUUAGUGGAAAUUAUGUUGUUGUUCUUAACUAUUUUAAAAUAUUCUGACUCUCAUCCUACCCAAGUGAUUCAACCGAACAACCAUGAGUUAGUCAACGGAGUAAAUGAAAUUCCUCAAAGUUCUGCAACUCAAACUGUAAAUUCAGAAAAUAAAGAUAUUUUGAGUGAUCGAUUGAAAAACGAAGAGUUACGUGCAAAACGAGAGACUGAUGAUGAUAAUGAUGAUUACAUACUUGAACGACGUUAUGGAGGCCGCAAUCGUUACUAUCUUGUCAAGGAUGGUCGAAGGUACAAGAUUCCACAUGUCCACACCAUCGACCAAGAUUAUUACAUUCCCCAUAAAUCCAGCAACAGUCGCUUCAAUAUUUACCAUCCAAAAUAUGAUAAUGACCCCCACGACAUUUUAGAUAAUUUUCGUAUAAAAGGCCGUCUUUACAAACACCACGAAGACGACGAUCGUGACGACGACGAUAGCGACGAAGAUAACAGCGACGAGGACGACAGUGACGAAGACGACGACGACAAGAAGCAUCGCCGAAGAGGAUGUUAACAACAAUUACAAUGUCAAGGCCAUUCAUUAUUUUAUUUUGUAAUAUUUUACAUUUUAUAACUUCAUCACGACUUUUGAUUCGGUGAUGUUUAAAAAUUUAUGUUUGAAAUAUUUAAUUCUAUGAACUGUCAGUCAUUGCCCACACACUGUUUUUACUUGAAUUCAAUUCCAUGAAAUCUUCAAAGGAAGCCUUCUUGUGCUAUUUGUUCACAUACUUGUGGUAGAAAAUCUGAUAAAACUCUCUUGAUGCCAAAAUUGAUAGUCUUUAUAUUCAUUUUUAUUGCGGAAAGGGUUACCAUAGAAAAAUAUAAUGCUACAAUAAUAUCUAAACAAUAUCUUUUUAUAAAAGAUCUUAAAAGAAGACCUUUUCGAUGUGCUUUUUUUAGGCAGAGAUGAAACCUCUUUCAGUUUAUACUUCUCGUUAUAUGAUGUUGAAGUUUCAUUUUAAAUAAAAUCGAAUCAAAAUA